AUGACGUUCUUCGCUCGGCUCCACGCCCUCAUCCUGCUGACCGUCAUAUCGAUGGUGGCCGCGUCCCUCGUCCACAUCGAUCAUCUGCCUGGCAUCGCUGCCCGCAUCAUUGACCGUGGCUUCGUUACUGCCACUGCUACCCGGGUUGUCACUGAGAUCAACUGCGGUUCCCAUGCCCCUCCCUCUGUGACCGCUGGUGUCCUACCUUUGGGAGAACCUACUGACCUCAUCGUUUCGGGUAUGCCUACUGUCGUUGCCACUGAGCCUACUACCACCCACUCGGUUUCCGCUACUGAGGUAACUCAAGUGACUAUCUCGCUGCCCAGCACCAAGGCGACUUGGACUUCAGUUAUUGAGGUGACUUCUGCAACUCUUUCGACCCCGGUCCGGGUCCCGGUCACUGAAACUGAAACUGAGACUGAGCCUUGCCCCUCGGUCAAGGAGAUGACUUCUGUUUCAUUCUCUCCCACCGGCACCAAGGCUACCUCUGUGACCCUCACUGAGACGGAGCCUGUGCCUUUCUCAAGCUCCGUGAAAACCCCCGAGCAUACCACCUCUGAUAUCUCGACCCAGACCUUCAAGGUAAUCCCAAAGCCUCUCACUACUGUGACUCCUGGAGUCAAUGCCGGCACGACUACAGCUCCAGUCGAUCUCUCUACUUUGUCGGCUGGUAUCAAACCCACUGGGAUGGUCGUCACCAUUUCGUGCUCCAACUGCGCCAAGUCACCUGGCACUGCGGGUACUACUGCUGCUCCCCCUGCUGGUAUCACCAAUACAACUUACCCUGUUUCUCCCACUACCUCGGUGCUUGUGCACACGGGUGUGGCUGAUCACCAGAGUGGAUUCCUGACCCAUUCCAUCAUGGUUGCAGUUUCCAUCGUGGUCUUUCUCAAUGCUCUUUGA
Penicillium cinerascens is the source of this 903-nucleotide messenger RNA. RefSeq lists its product as uncharacterized. Bases 1 to 903 code for a protein of 300 amino acids. The transcript is spliced from 3 exons. The record is from RefSeq and is a predicted model, not a curated record. NCBI's taxonomy places the organism in Eukaryota, Fungi, Ascomycota, Eurotiomycetes, Eurotiales, Aspergillaceae.